GACCUGUAACCUUAGCAAACUUCACAUCAAAUUAAUUCAUUUCAAAUUUCUUCUUGGAUAAAUCAAACAUUUUCAAAAACACUCAAAACACUCUUUCAGCUGCUUAGCUUUACACACACAAACAAUGGAGAGAGCAACACCUGUACGGAAACCCCACACCAAUACCGCCGAUCUGCUCUCCUGGUCGGAAGUUCCGCCGGCAAACAACUCCUCCGCUUCCUCCGUUGCCUCCGGCAAUGCCUCUCGCUCCAGCGCGCGUUCUCAUCAGCCGUCUGACGGAAUCAGUAAGACGCUGUUUGGAGGUCAAAUCACUGAUGAGGAAGCUGAGAGCUUGAACAAACGAUCUGGUAAUACAUUUUCUUUUUUGCCUUUUCCACUUUUUAAUGUUCCUGUCAUGGUCUGUUGCCCUUCCUUGUUGGGCUGCUCGGGGUUCUGGUUUACAAAUUACACGCGUGAUAAAAGUGGCCAAAUGAGCUUGUUCCGUGUCUUCUUGUUUUUAGUUCCAGUGAUAAAGUGGGUUGCGUGGUUAGCACCCUCCACUUCCAACCAAGAGGUUGUUAGUUCUAGUCACCCCAAGAGCAAGGUGCCUGCUGGUGGUCAAAGCAAUAUCUUGUUUGGUGAUGAACCUGUUGUCAACACAGUAAAGAAAAUACAUGACCAGAAGUUUGCAGAGUUGACCGGCAAUGACAUUUUCAAGGGAGAUGUCCCUCCUGGAUCUGCAGAAAAGCCACUGAGCAGAGCAAAGCUGAGAGAAAUGAAUGGCAAUGAUAUUUUUUCUGAUGGCAAAGUUGAAUCCAGAGAUUACUUUGGUGGCGUGCGCAAACCACCGGGUGGAGAGAGCAGCAUUGCACUAAUUUAGAUAUAUGCCACCAAACUGCUUUUAUGUUAACUUAUAGUGUUCGUGCAACAUUUCAGCUGCUGACUAGUGAUGCUUUUAGUGUUUCGUGGAAUUAGGACUGAGGGUUGUAGACUUUGAUGUGUUAACCAUGUCGUACGAACAACUUCCAAAAUCUAAUUCACAUAAAUCUGGAGGAUUAUUAGCCUAACAGAGUAUUUUCACA
This is a messenger RNA of Nicotiana tabacum (common tobacco), 1061 nucleotides long. The record is from RefSeq and is a predicted model, not a curated record. Lineage: Eukaryota; Viridiplantae; Streptophyta; Magnoliopsida; Solanales; Solanaceae.